Molecule: messenger RNA, 2523 nt
Organism: Paramecium sonneborni
Lineage: Eukaryota; Ciliophora; Oligohymenophorea; Peniculida; Parameciidae
Source: the annotation of a GenBank genome assembly
AUGAAAAAUUAUAAUUCAUAUCACUAAUUUAGAUAAACAUCAGUUCCUUCAGAGGAUUCCUCAGUUAAAUCAUAAGUAACAAUUCAAUCAUAUUUAACUGUAUCACCUGUAGUAAUUAUUUAAAAAUAUUAUAAAUGAUUAGAAAUAACGAAACUAACUAAUUCGUUCGUCUUUUAAAGUUUACUUAGAAAUGAAGUAGGAAAUAAGCUAGAAUUAAUAAUGUAAAUUAUCUUUAAGAUUUGAACAAAUCCACUUAUUAAUGGCUACAUAGAAAUUGUUUCUACAUUUAUAAAAAAUGCAAGUUUUUUAUCAUAAGCAAAAAAAAUAAGAGGCAUUUUAAUAGAUUUUAAGAUUAGGUGCAAUAGAUUAUAGCAAUAAUAGUAGUAUAUUUAAGACUCCUUAGAGAAGUUAUUCUCCUGGAAUAGUGUCGAAAGAUAUAGGGUAAUAUUUUAUUAAAUGAUUUUAGAAUGGAAAAGAAUAUAUAAAAUUAAUAACUGAUAAAAAUAAUUUAAGAAUUGUAAUCUCAAAUUGCUGGUAAGGAACUUUGUAAGACAAUUUAUUUAAUUUAAAAUAAGAUUAUGAAAGAUAGUUUAUACUAAAUAAAAUAUCGAAUAAAAUUAUCAUAAAAGUUUGAGAAAAUUAAAAAUAUUUUAGAUGUUUCUUCAAAACGAUUUGUAUUAAAUGAAUUGAGAGAAAAGAAUAAUAAGAGCAAGAAGAUUGAAGCAGCAAGUUAUUUAUUAGCUUUUAAAUUGGAGAAAUUUAAGUUAAACAUUUAAUUUACUUUUUUUUAUUAACUAAAAUUAUCACAGAUGAAAUAAUAAUUAAUAAAAAAAUAAUAGAUCUAAAUAAAAUAAAAUGGAUAUAAAAUAGGAGAGAAAAAUGAAAACAUAAAAUUGUUAAAACUACAUUAGAUUAUUAUUAAAUUUUGUUACAGAUUUCCAUUUAAUUAAUUGAAAAAAUAAUAAUACUAAUAAAUAGAAUUAAAUUAAAGAAAUAGCGCUUCCUUUUAGAGAUUUUCAAUAGGACAAUUAUCAUAAACGAUNUAUAGAAGUUCAAGAUAUUUUCAAAUAAAAUAAUUUAGUAUUAUAAUUGACAUAAAAUUUAUUAUGAAAAAUUAUAAUUCAUAUCACUAAUUUAGAUAAACAUCAGUUCCUUCAGAGGAUUCCUCAGUUAAAUCAUAAGUAACAAUUCAAUCAUAUUUAACUGUAUCACCUGUAGUAAUUAUUUAAAAAUAUUAUAAAUGAUUAGAAAUAACGAAACUAACUAAUUCGUUCGUCUUUUAAAGUUUACUUAGAAAUGAAGUAGGAAAUAAGCUAGAAUUAAUAAUGUAAAUUAUCUUUAAGAUUUGAACAAAUCCACUUAUUAAUGGCUACAUAGAAAUUGUUUCUACAUUUAUAAAAAAUGCAAGUUUUUUAUCAUAAGCAAAAAAAAUAAGAGGCAUUUUAAUAGAUUUUAAGAUUAGGUGCAAUAGAUUAUAGCAAUAAUAGUAGUAUAUUUAAGACUCCUUAGAGAAGUUAUUCUCCUGGAAUAGUGUCGAAAGAUAUAGGGUAAUAUUUUAUUAAAUGAUUUUAGAAUGGAAAAGAAUAUAUAAAAUUAAUAACUGAUAAAAAUAAUUUAAGAAUUGUAAUCUCAAAUUGCUGGUAAGGAACUUUGUAAGACAAUUUAUUUAAUUUAAAAUAAGAUUAUGAAAGAUAGUUUAUACUAAAUAAAAUAUCGAAUAAAAUUAUCAUAAAAGUUUGAGAAAAUUAAAAAUAUUUUAGAUGUUUCUUCAAAACGAUUUGUAUUAAAUGAAUUGAGAGAAAAGAAUAAUAAGAGCAAGAAGAUUGAAGCAGCAAGUUAUUUAUUAGCUUUUAAAUUGGAGAAAUUUAAGUUAAACAUUUAAUUUACUUUUUUUUAUUAACUAAAAUUAUCACAGAUGAAAUAAUAAUUAAUAAAAAAAUAAUAGAUCUAAAUAAAAUAAAAUGGAUAUAAAAUAGGAGAGAAAAAUGAAAACAUAAAAUUGUUAAAACUACAUUAGAUUAUUAUUAAAUUUUGUUACAGAUUUCCAUUUAAUUAAUUGAAAAAAUAAUAAUACUAAUAAAUAGAAUUAAAUUAAAGAAAUAGCGCUUCCUUUUAGAGAUUUUCAAUAGGACAAUUAUCAUAAACGAUGUCCUAAUAAGUUUCAUAAGUUUUAGAAGCAUCACCAAAAAAUGAAGAAUAAAAAAUUGAAGAAUAAGAAGAAUAAUAACAAUCGAUUGUAGUGUAAAAACAAAAACCAGUUUAGAAGGUAAAUGGAAAAUUGGCAAAAUCAAUUAAAUUAUACAGUAAUAAGUGAUAAUAUUUUAAUUAGUUAACAAAUGUGAAGAGUAGAAACAGUAAGCAUAAUAGUAGAAAUUAGAAUAAAUUACAAGAUUGUCAAAAAAAAAUAUUAAGGAUGAAAUAGAGUUACAGAAAUAAAAACAAAAGUCUAAAGUUUAAAGUAAAUUAUUUUUAGUGGCAACAUUAAUACUUAUUUUAUUAUUUUUAUUUUGUGUUAUUUAAUGA